UCAGUCAGUCAGUCAGUCUGGAAGGAUCUUUUCUGUUAACGCAUAUUCAUCUCGUCCCCCGUCCCCGUCUUCCCAGAGAGGGGGGGGCGAAGCGGAGCCUGAUUCCUUCUUCUCCCCCAAUGGGGCAGAAACGACAACAACGGCAGCGCAAUAAGGGAGCCGGAGCCUGAGCCUGAGCGACCCCGCGUCUCUCCUGGGCCCACCCUGUCCGUGUCUUUCGGCUCUGGCCCGGCUGCCUCUGCCACCGCCAUGGGAGACCCCGCCCCCGCCCGGAGCCUGGACGACAUUGACCUGUCCGCCCUGCGGGACCCUGCAGGGAUCUUUGAGCUGGUGGAAGUAGUCGGCAAUGGUACCUACGGACAAGUGUAUAAGGGUCGUCACGUAAAGACAGGGCAGCUGGCUGCCAUCAAGGUCAUGGAUGUCACAGAGGAUGAGGAAGAAGAGAUUAAACAAGAAAUCAAUAUGCUGAAAAAAUAUUCUCAUCAUCGCAACAUUGCAACAUACUAUGGAGCCUUUGUCAAAAAAAGCCCCCCUGGAAAUGAUGACCAACUCUGGCUGGUCAUGGAGUUCUGUGGUGCUGGUUCUGUGACAGAUCUAGUGAAGAAUACUAAAGGAAACGCUCUGAAGGAAGAUUGUAUCGCCUACAUUUGCAGGGAGAUCCUCAGGGGGCUGGCCCACCUCCAUGCCCACAAAGUGAUCCAUCGAGAUAUCAAAGGCCAGAAUGUGCUGCUGACAGAGAAUGCAGAGGUUAAACUAGUGGACUUUGGGGUGAGUGCUCAGCUGGAUCGAACAGUGGGCAGGCGGAAUACAUUCAUUGGUACCCCCUACUGGAUGGCCCCAGAAGUUAUUGCCUGUGAUGAGAAUCCUGAUGCCACCUAUGAUUACAGGAGUGAUAUAUGGUCUCUAGGAAUCACAGCUAUUGAAAUGGCAGAGGGAGCCCCCCCUCUAUGUGACAUGCACCCCAUGCGUGCCCUCUUCCUUAUCCCAAGAAACCCCCCGCCGAAGCUGAAAUCUAAGAAAUGGUCAAAGAAAUUCAUUGACUUCAUUGACACAUGUCUCAUCAAAACAUACCUGAGUCGCCCACCCACUGAGCAGCUUCUUAAAUUUCCUUUCAUCCGUGACCAGCCCACAGAGCGGCAGGUUCGGAUUCAGCUUAAGGACCACAUUGACCGUUCCCGAAAGAAAAGGGGAGAGAAGGAAGAGACAGAAUAUGAGUACAGUGGUAGUGAAGAGGAAGAUGACAUCCAUGGAGACGAAGGAGAACCAAGCUCAAUCAUGAAUGUGCCUGGUGAAUCAACACUCCGACGAGAAUUCCUCCGUCUUCAGCAGGAAAACAAGAGCAAUUCAGAGGCCCUAAAGCAGCAGCAGCAGCAGCAGCAGCAGCAGUUACAACGCGACCCCGAAGCACACAUCAAGCACCUACUCCACCAGAGGCAGCAGCGGAUUGAGGAGCAGAAGGAAGAACGAAGACGUGUUGAGGAGCAACAACGUCGAGGUCGGGAACAGAGAAAGCUACAGGAGAAGAAGGAACAGCAACGACUGGAGGACAUGCAUGCCCUUCGAAGGGAGGAAGAACGUCGUCAGGCAGAACGAGAACAGGAAUACAAGCGAAAGCAGCUAGAGGAACAGCGACAGUCAGAGAGACUUCAGAGACAGCUGCAGCAGGAACAUGCCUACCUCAAGUCCCUGCAGCAGCAGCAGCUCCAGAAGCAGCAACAGCCACCGGCAACAGGAGACAAAAAACCCCUGUACCACUAUAGCCGGGGUGUUAAUCCUGUUGACAAGCCAGCCUGGGCCCGAGAGGUAGAAGAGAGGACAAGAAUGAAUAAACAACAGAACUCACCCUUAGCCAAGUCUAAGCCAAACAGCACAGGACUAGAUCCCAGUCCUCCACAAGCCCCCGGGCCCCUUUCCCCAACUCCACCCAUGCAAAGGCCUGUGGAGCCCCAGGAAGGACCACAUAAGAGCCUUGUUGCACACCGGGUCCCACUGAAGCCAUAUGCAGCACCUGUGCCCCGUUCUCAAUCCCUACAAGAUCAGCCAACGAGAAACCUGGCUGCCUUCCCUGCUGCUCAUGAUCCUGACCCCACUGUCCCCCCACCCACUGCUACUCCUGCCUCUCGUGGAGCCAUCAUCCGACAAAAUUCAGACCCCACUUCUGAGGGUCCUGCCCCCACACCAACCCCUCCCCCUUGGAAUCAAGCGGACAGUGAGGCCCCUCCUAAGGUGCCCCAGAGGACCUCAUCCAUUGCCAUUGCCCUUAACACCAGCGGAGCUGGAGGUUCACGACCAGUACAAGCUGUCUGUGCUAGCAAUCCAGACCUUCGAAAGAGUGAGCCAGGCUGGGAACGUGGAGACAGCCUCCUCCAGUCUCAUGGACAUCUACCACAGGCUGGCUCACUCGAGCGAAACCGAGUAGGAGCAUCCUCCAAGCUGGACAACUCUCCCAUCUUGUCCCCAGGGAACAAAGUGAGACCUGAUGACCAUCGCUCUAGGCCUGGCAGGCCUGCAAGCUAUAAGCGAGCAAUUGGCGAGGAUUUUGUGUUACUAAAGGAGCGGAUGGCGGAUGAGGCCCCCAGACCUCCUAAGAAAGCCAUGGACUAUUCAUCAUCUAGUGAGGAGGUGGAGAGCAGUGAUGAUGAUGAAGAGGAGGAAGGAGAUGGAGACCACUCUGAGGAAAGCAGGGACACCCCUGGAAUUCAGUACGGGAGUAGUGAUGGAGACACAGAUAGUGUGAGCACCAUGGUUGUCCAUGAUGUCGAGGAGUUGUCUGGGGCCCAGACCCCCUAUGGUGUAGGUACCAUGGUGGUCCAGAGGACUCCUGAAGAGGAGCAAGGACUGCUACAUACUGACAGCAACGGUUACACUAACCUGCCUGAUGUGGUUCAGCCCAGCCAUUCACCCACUGAGAGUGGCAAAAGCCAGGGCUCUCCAGCUAAAGAUGGAAGCAGUGAUUAUCAAUCUCGUGGUCUGGUGAAGGCCCCAGGCAAGAGCUCCUUCACUAUGUUUGUGGAUCUGGGGAUUUACCAGCCAGGAGGCAGUGGGGAUACUAUCCCCAUUACAGCUUUGGUAGGUAGAGAGGGUGGGCGGCUGGAACAGUUGCAGUAUGAGGUUCGAAAAGGCUCUGUGGUCAAUGUGAACCCCACUAACACUCGGCCCCACAGUGACACCCCUGAAAUUCGAAAGUAUAAGAAACGAUUUAACUCGGAGAUCCUUUGUGCUGCCCUCUGGGGUGUGAACCUGCUGGUAGGCACAGAAAAUGGGUUGAUGUUGCUGGAUCGAAGUGGGCAGGGAAAAGUGUAUGGGCUCAUUGGGAGGAGACGUUUCCAGCAAAUGGAUGUUCUGGAAGGACUUAACCUGCUCAUCACCAUCUCAGGGAAAAGAAAUAAGCUUCGUGUUUACUACCUGUCCUGGCUCCGGAACAAGAUCCUACACAAUGACCCAGAGGUGGAGAAGAAACAGGGAUGGACCACUGUGGGGGACAUGGAGGGCUGUGGGCACUACCGAGUUGUGAAAUACGAGCGCAUUAAGUUCCUGGUAAUUGCCCUGAAGAACUCAGUGGAGGUGUAUGCUUGGGCCCCCAAGCCCUACCAUAAAUUCAUGGCUUUCAAGUCCUUUGCUGACCUCCCUCACCGGCCACUGCUGGUUGACCUGACGGUGGAGGAGGGGCAGCGGCUCAAGGUCAUCUAUGGCUCUAGCGCUGGCUUCCAUGCUGUUGAUGUGGACUCAGGGAACAGCUAUGAUAUCUACAUCCCUGUACAUAUCCAGAGCCAGAUAACCCCCCAUGCCAUCAUCUUCCUUCCAAAUGCUGAAGGCAUGGAGAUGCUUCUUUGCUAUGAGGAUGAGGGUGUAUAUGUUAACACCUAUGGCCGGAUCAUCAAGGAUGUGGUGCUGCAGUGGGGAGAAAUGCCUACUUCUGUAGCGUACAUCUGCUCCAACCAAAUCAUGGGCUGGGGUGAGAAGGCCAUCGAGAUCCGAUCCGUGGAAACAGGGCACUUGGAUGGGGUCUUCAUGCACAAGCGAGCACAGAGACUCAAAUUCCUAUGUGAGAGGAAUGACAAGGUGUUCUUUGCCUCAGUUCGCUCUGGAGGCAGCAGCCAAGUUUACUUCAUGACUCUGAACCGUAACUGCAUCAUGAACUGGUGAUGGGGGCCCUAGGCUGAAUCAGGGUAGUGGGGUAUAUAUAUCCACUUUGGACAUAAUCCCCUUUGGCUCCCCACAACAACAACAAAAAAGCCAGGCUUCCCAGGUCUCUCCCUCUACCCUCCCUGGGCUUUUGCUUUUAUUAGUUUGAUUCACUGGAGUCUGCUGGGAACAUGACCUAUGACCCCUGAAGCUUUUGUGAUCACGUGACCUCCCCCUUUCCUGCUCUCUUAAGAUGUUCUCUCUAAAAAAACUGUGCCUGCCCACCCUCCCAACCCCCACUUCUGGGUAGAGGUACAGUUCCCUCCCACCAGAAAUUAUUUGGGAACCAGCCCCUUUCUCCCUCUCUCUAACUCCCCCACCAAAGAGGAAAGUGCUUGGGGAUGCCUCCCUUCGUUCUGCUGCUGCUGUCUAGGGCAGAGUCCCAGGGCCCCUUUUUUUGCACGCCAGGGGAAUUGACUUCCCCAAUGAAUGUACCAGACCCUGGGGGGUGGCAUAGAGACCCAAAGGGGGGGGGGGUCACCAGUCACUCCAGGGGAAGGGGGGGGAUGGUCCAUGGGGACCAUUUCCUCAUCACUCUCUGAAAGCACUUUAAUCAUGCCCCCCCUCCCACCUCCAGGGAAUGGGGAGGGGGGCUGCCAGCCAAAAGAUCCCCUCCCUUUCUAAUCUUAUCCCUCUUUUCCUCUCCUCCGAUGCUCUUCCUUGAUGGGGGGGCCAUGGGGCUGGCUACUGCUCUCAUCUACCCACCAUCCCCACCUUGCUUGCAUUUGUAUAUAGUGUGAGCAGCAAGUAGCCCCCUUCACCCAAUUCCCUGCCCCCAAUCUCAAUGUAGUGGCCUUGGAAACCUCAUUUGUUAAUAAAGACAGAAUUCAACCAA
This is a messenger RNA of Gracilinanus agilis (Agile Gracile Mouse Opossum), 5020 nucleotides long. It is a transcript of the gene MINK1, whose product is annotated as misshapen like kinase 1. Bases 250 to 4146 code for a protein of 1298 amino acids. The transcript has 32 exons. Gene Ontology annotation, biological process: protein phosphorylation. NCBI's taxonomy places the organism in Eukaryota, Metazoa, Chordata, Mammalia, Didelphimorphia, Didelphidae. Gene Ontology annotation, molecular function: ATP binding; protein kinase activity. The record is from RefSeq and is a predicted model, not a curated record.